AUGACGAGUGUGCAAAACUCGGAAACUGCCACUGGUUCCACCAAAAGAGGAUCCGCAAGGGCCUCUAGGGAGGGCAAAGGGGACUCCAGGAAGGACAGUCGCACGUCUAAAGACCAUAAAGAGGCUCCAAAGGGUGGACGUGCUCCAGAUGAUGGCUCAACGAACCGUAAGUUUGAGCCAAAGGCCAAAGAUUCCACUCCAGAGUUGGCGGAAGGUCGCUCAGACACUUUUGCGGAUCAGACAAGAGAAGCCCCGCCUCCUGAGAGUUUGCCACAUCCUAUGGACACUGAGAAGUUGGUUGGAAGGCUUCCAGAUCCGGCGGUGGACCCUGAAGAGAGAACUGAUGAUGUGGACGGGAGUUGUGCAAAAUAUGAUGAAGAAGACAAGACAUUGAGCCUCUCUACGGCGCUGCCUACGACAACGAGCAAAGAGGUCUACAGGGCAGGAACGGAGGAAGUUGUACAGACGCCCUCUGCCUCCCUCAAUAACUACGAAGUCUCAACCUAUGCGAGUGAAUCGACCAAGAGCAUAAGCACAGACACUCUUACCGUUUGUAACGAGGAGCUCUACGAUUCUCCAACAAAUGGUGAAACAGUACAGAGUAGUCCUACGAAUGGAGAGAGUCUGCAAAGCAGUUUGAGGGAAGAAGGAGAUAUGCAAAACUGCAUGGAGGAAAAAGGUUUUGCGGCUAUAAAAGAACCGCACUCCCCAAAAAAUCAAGACAGCACAACUCAAGAGUCAAAUGAUACGUUUGAUGAUCUUUUGGGAAAUUGUGAUAACUCGCAAUUUUAUGUUGAUCUUGAUGAUUUCGGAACUUCACUAAGCCCAUACAAGGUAGACCUCAAAACACUAAAAAGGGUUGGAAAACAAAAAAAAGUUGACGAAUAUGAAGAAAAGAUUAUCGAACGGGAUCCCACUCGAUUUUUUGGACAUAGUGCAUGUGGAAUUGGGAAUAUUUUGCAGUUGGAUCUGGCAAAGUUGAGUCGUGAGCGGCGUUGGAUUUGGUUAUUGGCUAGGUACGAGGCCUUCUGUCUAACUUUACAAGUGAACGGAAUAAACUUGUCCAAAAUCCGCACUGGACGUGCCAAAGGUAGUAGAUGCCAACUUAUAGACUACAUAAACAAGGAGAGGGCUCGUAUAUUUGGUAAUGAUACCUUCUUUCAAACCGGUGAAACUUUGAUGAAUAUACCGCCAUUUGUAAAUUUUUUAAGGCGCGAGGAACUUUUAUUUUUUGGAAUUGCAAAAACACCGUACGAAGUCGUUUCUGUCGACGAAUUUAAACCUGAACCGGACUCUGGUGAACCUUAUAAAGUAGUACAUACCAUAGUCUUGGACGGUACAGAAUCGUUGAGGGAAGAUAUGGGACUUCGAUUCGUCAUGUACUUUACAUUUGAUAAUCAGGAGAAUUCGGAAUAUGUAAAUGCCCAUGUACCACUGCAAAAAUCUUGGAUUCAUGAAGUUCCCAUCAGAAUCGUUCGAUCAUAUAAUUCACACUCCAGAUACUCCCCAAUUUGGGGGUACCGAUAUGAUGGGCUUUACCGCAUUAUAAAUGUCUUUUCUGAUAACAAUCAUGAAGGAACCAGAGUAUGGGUCUACAUAUUCUCCGCAUGUAACACAAAAUUGAGACCUCCACGCCAUAAACUCACACACGAUACCAUUUUGAAAUUUAAAAUCGUAAAGGAAAGAUCACUAAGAGGCAUUUUAUACAAACACACACUCACACACUACAAAAUACAAAGACACAUUAACAGUCGACGUGCAGAUGAUAUAAAACAUGUCGAUAUUAUUUUUAAGGGAAAACGGCUCUUUACCGUUGGAAUUCCACACUUUGUAAAAAUGAAGAGCAAGGUUCCAAUACCAGUAAACCUUGCCGCUAUUUAUUAUUACAUUAAACAGGUACGUUUAACGAACAAGAUGAAUAUAUGGAAAGCACCGCAAGGUGAAUGA
Theileria equi strain WA is the source of this 1947-nucleotide messenger RNA. RefSeq lists its product as hypothetical. The record is from RefSeq and is a predicted model, not a curated record. The transcript is spliced from 2 exons. The coding region runs from base 1 to 1947 and encodes 648 amino acids. NCBI's taxonomy places the organism in Eukaryota, Apicomplexa, Aconoidasida, Piroplasmida, Theileriidae.